UCGCAGAAUGGUCAGAGGAAAACGGGCUGCAAGGUGGCGGAGGCGGCGGUGGAGGCGGUCUGGAAAAAGUACCUCACAAAUUACAUUCUGGAUGGCCUGGGAAAGCCGCUACACAUGGCAGACCGCCCUGGACUGGAGCUAUGGGGGUGUCGAUCCCUCUAUACCAGGCAAUGGGGGGCCGAGCUGCGCAUCCUUCCUAUCCAUGCAUCGGAGGCUUCUGGAGACACUGCUGGGAUGUGCUGUACCCCUCGCGUAUAUAUUUUGGGGGUACUCGUACAUAACUUGUCCCUCCUCGUAUAAGUUUGUGAGGAAGGACCGCGGGGGUAAGAGAGCGCUCUUAGUCCUGGUAUCAAUGGUCUUCGGGAUGGAGGUCGGGUUCAAGUUCGCAAGUAAACAAAUUAUAUACUUGUUGAACCCGUGUCACAUAACCACGGCGAUACAGAUCUACCUGCUGGCGGCCCCUCCGAGUAGAAUGGUGACAGCCGUGUUUCGAGUGCAUCUCAACUUCCUGAACGGGGCGGUGCUUGCUCUGAUCUUCCCUGUCACGAACUCCAGACUGCUUCCGUUUGAGGUGGAGAUAUACUGGAUCGAACACCUCAUGAUGCUGGUGACCCCAUACUACCUACUGCGGCUUGGAGGCGUGUACACCGUGGAGGAGCAGUGGGACAUGAGCUGGACUGUCAUGUCGCUGGGAAUCCUGUUGAUAUAUCAUUUCCUGCCCCUACAGCUGAUUGGAGUGCUGUCCCAAGUUAACCUGAACAACAUGCUUUGCCCGGCCAUCAGUGACCCGUUCUAUGGUCCAAACUAUCGCAUCGCAGCCAUGGUCCACCAGUCCUUGUGCGUGCCCCUGGUGUCCAAGACCUUCUGCUGCGUGGCCAACUUCUUCAUCACCAAGUUCCCGCCAACCAAGAUCAAAGACACCCUAGCCGGCGACGUGGCCAUGAGUGCGUACGACCAGCGUCACGCACACACCCACACACCCUCACCCACCCCCACCCCCACCCACUGCCCCUGCUGCUGUCGGGGCGGGGGGGGAGGGGGCGACACGGGCGGGGGGCGAGAAGUGGGGGUGGGAGGGGGCGACGAGAGGGGUGGUAUAGCCUCACCGAAUGGCCUAACGCACCCCACUUUGCACCCCAUCCACCCCCCCGCACCCCACAACAGCAUCACCCACCGUAGGACGAAAUCUGAUGCCCAUGGGUGGAAUGGUAACAGCUGUCAUUAGUUUGUUUGUUUGUACGUGUGUGUGCGUGAGAGAGAGAGAGAGAGAGAGAGAGAGAGAGAGGGAGAGAGGGAGAGAGGGAGAGGGGAAGGAAGAAAGGAAGAGAAAGAAUUGAGAGAGAGAGAUUGUGUGUGUGUGUGGGUGUGUGUGAGAGAGAGAGAGAGAGGGAGAGAGGGAGAGGGGAAGGAAGAAAGGAAGAGAAAGAAUUGAGAGAGAGAGAUUGUGUGUGUGUGUUGGUGUGUGUGUGUGAGAGAGAGAGAGAGAGAGAGAGAGAGAGAGAGAGAGAGAGAGAAUUUAAAGAGAGGAGACUGUGAGAUUAUAGACGACUAUUAUUACUAUUAUUAUUAUUAUUAUUAUUAUUAUUAUUAUUAUUAAAAUUAUAUAUCGCACAAACACACGCACACACGCACACACACACGCACACACACGCACACACACGCACACAUGGACGAAAGUAUGAAUGGAAAAAAAACAGUAUUUUAGUAUUUAAUUAAUGACAUAAUUACACACACGCACACACACACACACACACACGCACACACACGCACUCUGCUUCUCCUGAUCAAUCUUGCCUUAACUUCCUCCUGUUGUGUGUGUGUUCGUGUGUUUGUGUGUGUUUGUUUACCUCUGCGUAGAAAUUAAUGAGUGUUUUUUUCCUUGUUGUUUUUUUUUGUUUAAUUUUUAAUGGUAUUUAUUUUUUUAUUUAUUUCAAUUUUUCACUUUUCAUUUCAUUUCUUUCCUUCUCUCUUCCCUUCCUCUAUCAGUGAAGUUUUCAAUCUCUAUUUCUUCCUCAAUUUCUCUUCUUCUGUUUCCUCCUCCUCCUCCUCCUCUUCCUCCUCCUCCUUUUUUUGAUUUGCGACCCCGUUGAAAUUUAGGUUAAAAGGCGCAAUGAGAAAUUAUAUUGUGUUGUUCGGUUCAGCCAAGUCUGGGGUGAGGAUUAUCGUGCAUCGGCAGCCUGGUGUCAUAUGGUAUGUCCGACUACAUGGAUAAUAAAUACAUAUCAUGAUCUUCGUGAAUUAACCGCAGGGAUGGUGUUUCUUAAAGACCCCUCACACAAACCAUUUCAUAAUAUAUAUCAAAGCAUUUGU
Messenger RNA from Eriocheir sinensis (Chinese mitten crab), 2310 nucleotides. RefSeq names its product transmembrane protein 164-like. NCBI's taxonomy places the organism in Eukaryota, Metazoa, Arthropoda, Malacostraca, Decapoda, Varunidae. The transcript is spliced from 8 exons. The record is from RefSeq and is a predicted model, not a curated record. The coding region runs from base 8 to 1225 and encodes 405 amino acids.